AGCCGGGGCGGAGCGGGCCGAGCGGGCCGAGCCAGCAGCCGAGCUGGGGGCGCGGGCGGGCGGCAUGUACCGGGCCCGGGCGGCGCGGGCGGGGCCGGAGCCCGGCAGCCCGGGGCGCUUUGGGAUCCUCAGCACCGGGCAGCUCCGGGACCUGCUUCAGGACGAGCCCAAGCUGGACCGGAUUGUGCGGCUCAGCAGGAAGUUCCAGGGCCUGCAGCUGGAGCGCGAGGCAUGCCUGGCCUCAAACUAUGCGCUGGCCAAGGAGAACCUGGCCCUGCGGCCCCGCCUGGAGAUGGGCCGGGCUGCCCUGGCCAUCAAGUACCAGGAGCUGCGUGAGGUGGCUGAGAAUUGCGCAGACAAGCUGCAGCGACUGGAGGACAGCAUGCAUCGCUGGAGUCCCCACUGUGCGCUGGGCUGGCUGCAGGCUGAGCUGGAAGAAGCUGAGCAGGAGGCUGAGGAGCAGAUGGAGCAGCUGCUGCUGGGGGAGCAGAGCCUGGAGGCCUUCCUGCCUGCCUUCCAGCGGGGCCGCGCCCUCGCCCACCUGAGGCGGACCCAGGCAGAGAAGCUGCAGGAGCUGCUGCGGCGCCGGGAGCGCUCUGCCCAGCCAGCCCCCACUGCUGCUGCUGAUCCCCCCAAACCCUUCCCCGCUGCAGCCGUCCUGCCCACCGGAGCCGCGCGGGGGCCACCGGCAGUCCCCCGGAGCCUGCCCCCCUUGGACUCCCGCCCAGUGCCCCCACUGAAGGGCUCCCAGGGGUGCCCCCUUGGCCCAGCCCCUCUGCUGAGCCCUCGGCCCUCGCAGCCAGAGCCCCCCCACCGGUAGGAUUCAGGGUGCGGCCCCCCAGUGGGGGGGGCCCAGACAAACUUAAUGCGUGGCUCCUCCUCCUCCCCCACUGCCUGGGUGGGGGGAGGGGCAGGCCCCUCCCCCUGGCCUCAGGCGAACCCUGGCCCUGGCCCUGGAGGCUGAGCUGGGGAGGAGGGCCACCACAGGAUGCCCAGAGGGCUGGGGUGGGGUGGGCAGGGUGUUAUGCCUCUGGCGCUGAGGAAACUGCCUUUUCUGCCUCCCCGCUGGGGCCUCCUGGACGACGGGCCAGCCCCACGAGAGACCCUUACUCACCUACGGGGGCUUGGGAAGAUGCUGGCCUCCCCCAGGGGGGCCCUGUUGCACCCUACCACUCCCCUGGCCUCGCACAACACCAAGGUCAGUGAGGGUGUUUUCCAUCAUCUCCUGAGCUUACCUUUCCCCCAACUCUGGGCCACCACCUCGGAGCCAGGUGGUCAGGCCCUAGCUGAGGGGCCAGGGACACCAUGGCCCUGGGGCUGCUCCGGGCCCCAUCGGGCUCCAGAACCUGGGGCAAGGUAGGCCAGGGGCUUCUGAUCUGCGCAGGGGAGAGUGGGCCAUCCCCAGGAAAGACCAUUCUGUAUUUUUUGGUCCCGUCUCCUUAGAAUGGAAACUUUUUGAGGGCAGGUCCUUGUCUUUGUAUGUUUUGUCCCCAGCCCCGCCUCCCAGGGGCCGUCAAUAAAUGUGCUGAUGAGGAU
Choloepus didactylus (southern two-toed sloth) is the source of this 1536-nucleotide messenger RNA. RefSeq names its product VPS37D subunit of ESCRT-I (gene VPS37D). Bases 65 to 820 code for a protein of 251 amino acids. The record is from RefSeq and is a predicted model, not a curated record. Gene Ontology annotation, biological process: protein targeting to membrane; protein targeting to vacuole; ubiquitin-dependent protein catabolic process via the multivesicular body sorting pathway. The transcript is spliced from 4 exons. NCBI's taxonomy places the organism in Eukaryota, Metazoa, Chordata, Mammalia, Pilosa, Megalonychidae. Gene Ontology annotation, cellular component: ESCRT I complex.